Molecule: messenger RNA, 1974 nt
Organism: Solanum stenotomum
Lineage: Eukaryota; Viridiplantae; Streptophyta; Magnoliopsida; Solanales; Solanaceae
Product: ankyrin repeat-containing protein NPR4-like
Exons: 3
Coding region: 40-1800 (586 amino acids)
Cellular component (GO): plasma membrane
Molecular function (GO): protein phosphatase 1 binding; protein phosphatase regulator activity
Source: RefSeq, a predicted model, not a curated record
AUAAACAAAUUAUCACACACUUUUAAUUGAUUAAAAAAAAUGGACAGGCGGGUGAAUGAAGCAGUUUUCAGAGGAGAUGUUGAAGCCAUUCAAAAACUGAUUGAAGAAGAUUCCAACAUAGUAAAACAAACCAUUGAGGGUUCAUUACAACACACCAUAUUGCAUCUAGCAGCUAGACUUGGCCAUGUUGAAUUGGUGAGGGAGAUUGUCAAGUUGUUCCCGGAGAUGGUGUCAGCGGAGAACCGGGAUCAGGAGACGCCCUUACAUGAAGCAUGUAGAGAAGGGAGAGUAGAAAUUGUGAGAAUUCUGGUUGAGAAUGAUCCAUCGAUUGCUUAUAAGUCAAAUUUGUGGGAUAAGAGUGUGCUUUAUGUAGCAUGUGAGAGAGGGAGGAUUGAAGUGGUUAAGUAUUUGUUACAUAAUAAUAAUAUGCACAUGUUGUUGAUACUUGAAGUCGAUAUGUCCACUACUUCACUUCAUGCUGCAGCUUCAUCAGGCCAUACAGAAGUAGUGAAGGAAUUGGUUAAAGUUCGAGCUGAUUUUGCUUGGAAAAAGGAUGAGUUGAUGAAUGGUUGCAGUCCUUUACAUAUAGCAUGCAGCAAAGGGCACUUAGAUAUAACAAGAGUGAACAUUAUAGCUGAGAUACUCUCAGUGAGUCUUGAAUCUUCUGAAAUGACAACAAAACAUGGUGAGACUAUUCUUCAUUUGGCUGUCAAGAACAAUCACUUUGAAGUACUCAAGUUCUUGAUGGAGUCUCUUGAUGUUUCAAAUCUCAUGAAUUUUCAAGAUACUGAUGGAAACACCAUUCUACAUUUGGCUACUGUUAGGAAACUCACCACCAUGAUUAUUUAUCUACUUAAGCUUGGUGUUGAAGUAAAUGCUUUGAACCAAAAAGGAUAUACAUCAUUAGAUGUAGUUGAAGCAGAUGCAAGUAACUCUGGUGCUCUUGCAAUCAUCCCUGCAUUACAAGAAGCUGGUGCCAAAAGAUGUGACCAAUUACCACCAAAUUUUCAAGACAUCCAACAGGUAGAUGCAUCACCAAUUUUGGGAUCGCCAUGGCAAAGAAAAACUACUAGCUUUCUGUCUCCGUCCUCAUCAUCUCAACAUUCGUAUUACAAUAAUAAUCAUCAUCAAAGGAAGCGCAACAACAAUAAUUAUCGCGCUACUAGGACAAAAAAAAUCAAGCUCCAAAGUGAAGGUCUAAGGAAUGCAAGAAAAACGAUAACAAUUGUUGCAGUACUAAUAGCAACUGUGACAUUUGCUGCUGGUGUUAAUCCUCCUGGUGGAUUUAAUCAAGAAAAUGGAAAAGCAUUAUUGGGUAAAAAAACCGCGUUUAAGGUGUUUUUGAUAUGUAACAUUGUGGCACUUUUCCUUUCCCUUGGAAUUGUUAACGUCCUUGUUAGUGUUAUCCCAUUCAAGAGAAGAACAAUGAUGAAAUUAAUGGUGGCAACACAUAAAGUAAUGUGGAUUUCUACAUUAUUUAUGGCAUCAGCUUAUAUAGCUGCAAUAUGGUCAAUAUUGCCACAAGGAAAAGGGGAUCAUUGGGUGCUAAUUGAAGUUGUGAUCAUAGGAGGAGGGUGCACUAUGGCUGUGUUUCUAAGUUUGGGUAUUUUGUUAGUGAGACAAUGGAAAAGGAAGAGUGAAUGGAGAAAACAAAGAGAGGAUCAUAAGAAGAUGAAAGAUGGAAGUCCUAAGAGUAAUACAAGUACAGUUCAAGAAAUGAAAGUGGUGAAGAAAGAAAGUCAUGAAGGUAGUACCAACUCAGACGUUGAUAGCUCAGAUCAUGGUUACCAUUUGUUUUAAUUACCUGCAUUCAUAGAUCUAUUAUCGUAAGUCUUUAAAGUAGAAAAUAAUGUAUUAGUUUCGGAAACAGCCUCUCUAUCUCCACGAGGUAGUGGUAAGGUCUGCUUACAUUCUACCCUCUCCAGACCCUAUUUAGUGGGAUUUCACUGGGUAAGUUGUUAAUAUAAACCAAUA